AUGAACCUCCUCAGGAAUGGAAGACUCUACCUUCCAAGGGAGGUUGAAAGCAAGGUGAUAAAAGUCCCUGUUGUUGGGAUCGAAGUCGUAGAGAUAGGACUCGGAGAGCCAAAAUGGGCACAAGAAAUGGCGAGGUACCUAGAUAUGGGAGAACUCCCAGCCGACAAACGAGGCUUCAUGACCCUCUUGCUAAGGUGUAUCUGCCCACAAGAGGCACAAUACGUCCUAGCGGAGGUGCAUGAAAGAGCAUGCUGGAACCACUCUAGGGGAAGAGCUCUGGCAAGAAAGGUUAUGUGGGCAGACUACUAUUUGCCUCAUGCCCUCAAGGACGUGAAAGAAUUCGUUAAGAGAUGUGCAAAGUGCCAGAUGUUUGCCCCUAUAUCACACUUUCUGCUAGUGGAGUUGACCUCCAUAAUGUCCCCAUGGUCGUUCGCAUAG
Molecule: messenger RNA, 438 nt
Organism: Juglans microcarpa x Juglans regia
Lineage: Eukaryota; Viridiplantae; Streptophyta; Magnoliopsida; Fagales; Juglandaceae
Exons: 1
Coding region: 1-438 (145 amino acids)
Source: RefSeq, a predicted model, not a curated record